AUGGCCCCAAUAGCAACGCAAUACGACUUUAUCGUCAUUGGUGGUGGUAGUGGCGGCAGCGGGGCAGCAAGAAGGGCCUCAGGUUGGUACGGAGCUAAGACCCUCCUUGUCGAGAAUGGUCGCUCUGGUGGGACGUGCGUGAAUGUGGGGUGUGUGCCGAAGAAGAUCACCUGGAACUUUGCCAGUGUGUCUGAGAUGCUCAAAGAUGGCGUUCACUACGGCUAUGACAUCCCUAAGGAUAUUAAAUUUAAUUUUGCCGAAUUCAAAAGGAAGCGCGAUGCCGAUGUGAAGGGUCUUAAUGGAGCCUAUGAGCGCAAUUGGAGCCGAGAGAAUAUUGACUUGGUGAGAGGAACGGCGACCUUCACAGGACAGAAAGAAAUCGAAGUAGAGGUAGGCGAAGGUGAGAAAAGGAUUUAUACCGCCCCUCAUAUCCUCAUUGCCACCGGUGGGAAACCAGUCCUGCCAAAAGGAAUACCGGGCUCGGAACAUGGCAUUACCAGCGAUGGAUUUUUCGACAUCGAGGACCUGCCAAAGAGGAUGGCCUUUAUCGGGGCUGGCUACAUUGCUGUCGAAUUGGCUGGUGUCAUGGCUGCGAUUGGCGUAGAGACGCAUUUGUUCAUCCGCGGCAACACGUUCCUGCGCAACUUUGAUCCCAUGGUUCAAAACACCAUGACGAAGCGCUACGAAGAUGCAGGCGUUAUCAUUCAUAAGAGCCACCAAGGCUUUAAAGAGGUUAUCCAGGUUCAAGAUGGAAGGCCGGGGCAAAAGGUACUUAGGCUGAUCGAGCAAGACGGCUCAGAGCUAGAAGUCAACGAACUUCUCUGGGCAAUCGGUAGAGCUCCUGAAAUCGAAAGGCUGAAUCUGUCAAGCGUCGGCGUCGAGCUGAAGCAGAAAGGCCAUGUUCAAGUUGAUGAGUAUCAGAAUACCUCUGUGCUGGGUAUCUACGCUUUGGGAGAUGUUACUGGCCAGGCGGAACUUACACCUGUGGCCAUAGCGGCCGGCCGCGCGCUUUCAAAUCGGCUCUUCGGGGUCAAUCACCCACGCGGAGGCCCUCAUCUUGCCAACGCAAAGCUUGACUACACGAACAUUCCGACCGUUGUAUUCGCGCAUCCGGAGGUGGGCACGAUCGGCUUGACGGAACCACAGGCUGUAGAGAAGUUUGGCAAGGAGAAUGUGAAAACCUACCAUACCCGUUUUACGUCCAUGUUCUAUGAUUUCCACCCUGCGGAGGAGAAGAAAAUGAAUCCAACAGAGUACAAGCUUAUCUGCGAGGGGCCUGAAGAGAAAAUCGUGGGCAUGCAUAUACUUGGAUUGGGUAGUAGUGAAAUGAUGCAGGGUUUUGGCGUGGCUGUGAAGAUGGGAGCAAGGAAGAGAGACUUUGACUCUUGUGUGGCGAUUCAUCCUACAAGUGGAGAGGAAUUGGUCACGCUCAAAUGA
Bacidia gigantensis is the source of this 1437-nucleotide messenger RNA. RefSeq lists its product as uncharacterized. The transcript is spliced from 2 exons. NCBI's taxonomy places the organism in Eukaryota, Fungi, Ascomycota, Lecanoromycetes, Lecanorales, Ramalinaceae. The coding region runs from base 1 to 1437 and encodes 478 amino acids. Gene Ontology annotation, molecular function: glutathione-disulfide reductase (NADPH) activity; flavin adenine dinucleotide binding; NADP binding. The record is from RefSeq and is a predicted model, not a curated record. Gene Ontology annotation, cellular component: mitochondrion; cytosol. Gene Ontology annotation, biological process: glutathione metabolic process; cell redox homeostasis; cellular response to oxidative stress.